AUGAAGAGUUUGGUCAAGCUUCAGGCACCAAACUUUGAGCUUGAUCAGGCUAAAGUGGAGAAAGGACAGAAGGAAGGGCAGAAGGAGGGCAGAGGGCCAUUCAUCAAAAAAGCACAUCAUCAUCAUCCCCACCUCCUCCCAUUCAUGGUCGUCGCACUGCUCACGAUCGUUGUCCUCGAGGACAAUUCGAGUAGGUGGUUGUGCCUCUCAGAGCCAGAAGGAAGGGAGGGCCACGUAAAGGAUGAGGGAUAUUCAUCAAAACACUUUUCCCCCAGGCAUAUAUGGCCGUCGAUGUGUGAUCCUGGGUUGUUGUCGUUCCUCGGGUCCCCAAAACUCAGCGCCGCAAUGAGCUGA
This is a messenger RNA of Histoplasma capsulatum G186AR, 354 nucleotides long. RefSeq lists its product as uncharacterized. The coding region runs from base 1 to 354 and encodes 117 amino acids. Lineage: Eukaryota; Fungi; Ascomycota; Eurotiomycetes; Onygenales; Ajellomycetaceae. The transcript has 2 exons. The record is from RefSeq and is a predicted model, not a curated record.